Messenger RNA from Sphaeramia orbicularis (orbiculate cardinalfish), 1144 nucleotides. RefSeq names its product mitochondrial ribosomal protein L4 (gene mrpl4). Gene Ontology annotation, molecular function: structural constituent of ribosome. The record is from RefSeq and is a predicted model, not a curated record. Gene Ontology annotation, biological process: translation. Gene Ontology annotation, cellular component: ribosome. The transcript has 9 exons. Lineage: Eukaryota; Metazoa; Chordata; Actinopteri; Kurtiformes; Apogonidae. Bases 139 to 1044 code for a protein of 301 amino acids.
CAGCGCCAACAUACGGCACAGAAGAAGAGCCACGACCUUUCAAGCCGCAGAACUGACGGAUAGAAACAGGCUUCUAUCUUGUAUGUUUUGUUUAUUUAAAAUGAUUUGACGGGACAUUCAAGACAAGAAAAUCCCGAGAUGCUUCGUUUUUCUUUAGUAGUUUUCGGCAGAGGAACCGUUAAAAGGUUCGCCUCUUCAUUUGCUGGUGAGAGCGCUGUACCAUCCAACCUACUGUUACCGACCAACCUGGUGGAUCCAUCCAGAACAAAGCGUCCGCCUCCUUCUGCAGAUUGCUCCUUACCUGUCCUCCGGACAUGUGACGCUGCGAUUCCUGCUCACCUGAGCCCCAUCCAGACGUGGGUGGAGACUCUGGAGCGGCAGGACAGUGAGCCAGUGGGCGUGGCUCAGCUCCACCCAGACGUGUUUGCGGUGCAGCCGAGGUUGGAUAUUCUCCAUCAAGUUGAAAUAUGGCAGAGGAAUUUCAAAAGAAUAAGCCACGCCCACACAAAGGUCAGGUCAGAGGUCAAAGGUGGAGGCAGGAAGCCAUGGAAUCAGAAAGGAGGUGGAAGAGCUCGCCAUGGAAGCAUCAGAUCACCCAUAUGGAGAGGAGGUGGGGUGUCUCACGGACCAAGAGGACCCACUAGUUAUUACUACAUGCUGCCCAUGAAAGUUCGCGUUCAAGGACUCAAAGUGGCACUGAGCUCCAAGAUGACGCAGGACUACCUGCACAUCGUGGACUCCCUGAACAUCCCCACCCCAGACCCUCAGUACCUGCUGGACCUGAUCCGACACAGACACUGGGGACAGUCUGUGUUAAUAGUCCAUGUAGGUGAAGAGCUUCCUGAAAACAUCCUUCAGGCCACAGCAGAUAUGAAGACAGUGAACAUCAUUCCAGCCAUCGGUCUGAACGUCCAUAGUAUGCUGAAACAUGAGGCCCUCGUCCUCACUAUGGAAACGGUCCAGUUUCUGGAAGAGAAGCUGCUUUGGCACGACAAGCGCUACACACCUCUGUACCCAUUUAAACUGCCCUACUCCGACCUGUAACAUAUGCACUGACUGAAGAGCCAAAUGUUUUCAUUACGUUUAUUAUGUUUAACAAAAAAAUAUCAUUAAUAAAUAGUGACAAUGAUUUAAAAAAGUAAAA